AUGGCGCCUAUCGAUGACGAUAAAUCGGACAUAGAGAAGACACAGGAAGAGAGGAAGAGGAUGGAAAAGCAAUUGGCCGCGCUUACCUCCGUCACCUUCGAUACAGACCUCUACGGUGGCACUGACAAGAAUUCCUACGUCUCCUCCAUCCCUGUCAAUGAAGACGAAGAGAACUUGGAGGCCAUGGGCAAUGAGGCGGCUCGGAUGCCGUCGUACACGGCCCCCAAGUCCAUCACGAAGGAGAUGCCGAGAGGCGGCGACGAAGAUGAGGAUUUAGGGUUCAAGAAGACACAGAGGAUUUACGAUCGUGAGGAUGAGUAUAGACGGCGGAGGCUUAAUCAGGUCCUCUCGCCCGACCGCCACGAUGCGUUUGCGGCGGGAGAGAAGACUCCUGACCCGUCGGUGAGGACUUAUAGCGAUAUCAUGAGAGAGGAGGCGUUGAAGAGGGAGAAGGAGGACACUUUGAGGCUUAUUGCCAAGAAGAAGAAGGAGGAAGAGGAGGCGGCCAAGGCAGCGCCUGAGAAAGGGGAUAAGGCAGCUGCGGCGGUGCCUCAGAAGAGGAGGAACAGGUGGGACCAGUCUCAGGAUGAAGGUGGGGCCAAGAAGGCCAAAACUUCGGAUUGGGACUUGCCGGAUAGCGCUCCAGGAAAGUGGGAUGCGACCCCGACGCCAGGAAGGGUUGCAGAUUCGACUCCGUCCUUGGGGAGGAGGAACCGGUGGGACGAGACACCAACACCGGGGCGGUUGGUGGAUUCGGAUGCCACUCCAUCUGGUGGCGCCACUCCCGGUGCCACCCCUGCUGGGAUGGCUUGGGAUGCUACUCCGAAGCUUCCAGGGAUGGCCACGCCCACUCCGAAACGGCAGAGGUCAAGGUGGGAUGAGACCCCUGCCACAAUGGGCAGUGCAACCCCAAUGGCUGGGGCAACCCCUGCUGCGGCCUAUACACCUGGUGUGACUCCUGUUGGUGGAGUUGAGCUGGCUACUCCCACGCCCGGGGCUAUUAAUCUGCGUGGUGCAAUACGCCGGAACAGUAUAAUCUGUUAA
This is a messenger RNA of Prunus armeniaca (apricot), 1044 nucleotides long. The record is from the annotation of a GenBank genome assembly. NCBI's taxonomy places the organism in Eukaryota, Viridiplantae, Streptophyta, Magnoliopsida, Rosales, Rosaceae.